UACCUCAAAAAAAAAGUUAUUACAAAAACUAGAAAACUAGGCAAACCCAGAAGAUGAAUUCCUAUUUCUCAAUUUUAAAAAUCCCAACACAAAGUAGAAACAUCAUGCAUAUUUCGAGAGUUAUGGUGCUUCUUCAUGUUUCUUACAUGUUAGUGUUGGUUAUAACUGCACUUGCCUUAGUUACCAUGGGAAGAAGAAUAGAGACAUCUUUGAUCCCUCCGACGACAACUUCCAGUCCUUCUCCGGUGUCAUCUGGUCUAUCUCGGGAUUCAAAUUCUCUAUAUCAGGUGGAAUAUAAGAGUGUUUUUCCGGAAUUCUACAGCGACUACGGGUUUUGGAAUCCGACCCCAGUUUAUGGAGGAGGCUUUCCUAAUCCCGCACCGAUUCCUCAUGCCAGACCGGAUCCCAAACCAAGAAAGAAGAAGCAGUAA
This is a messenger RNA of Tarenaya hassleriana, 431 nucleotides long. RefSeq lists its product as uncharacterized. Lineage: Eukaryota; Viridiplantae; Streptophyta; Magnoliopsida; Brassicales; Cleomaceae. The transcript has a single exon. Bases 54 to 431 code for a protein of 125 amino acids. The record is from RefSeq and is a predicted model, not a curated record.